This is a messenger RNA of Carcharodon carcharias (great white shark), 1557 nucleotides long. Its product is annotated as cholesterol side-chain cleavage enzyme, mitochondrial-like. Lineage: Eukaryota; Metazoa; Chordata; Chondrichthyes; Lamniformes; Lamnidae. The record is from RefSeq and is a predicted model, not a curated record. Gene Ontology annotation, cellular component: mitochondrial inner membrane. The transcript is spliced from 9 exons. Gene Ontology annotation, biological process: C21-steroid hormone biosynthetic process; cortisol metabolic process; glucocorticoid biosynthetic process. Gene Ontology annotation, molecular function: oxidoreductase activity, acting on paired donors, with incorporation or reduction of molecular oxygen; iron ion binding; heme binding. The coding region runs from base 1 to 1557 and encodes 518 amino acids.
AUGAUCAGGGGAAGUAUCCGACUCUCUGUGUCUGGGAGCAGUUAUGGCCAAAAGAUUUCCUUUACCUCUGUGGAGAAUGACAAUCCAUUCUCCAUUCGCAGGAAUUAUUCAGGGACUAGUCAACUCUAUACGUCUUCUGAUCAAACUCUGAAAUCCUACGAUGCUCUACCCGGAGACUGGAGGAACAACUGGGUCAGCGCCUAUACCUUUUGGAAAAACGAUGGGAUCAGAAAUAUGCACAACCUCAUGUUAAAGAACUUCAAGAAGUAUGGUCCGAUUUACAGGGAAAGAAUCGGUCACCACAAUAGUGUAAACAUUAUUAACCCUGAAGAUGCUGCAACUUUGUUUAAAUCUGAGGGCCUGUUUCCAGAGAGGAUGAAGGUGUGGCCCUGGAUGGCUUACAGGGACCAUAGAAAAGAAAAAUACGGAGUCCUAUUGAAAAGUGGGGAGGAAUGGAGAAAAGAUCGACUCAUUUUAAAUAAAGCACUGAUUUCACCCCAAAUCAUCCAAAAGUUUGUGCCUCUUCUCAAUGAAGUGGUGCUGGAUUUUGUGUCUACGGUUUAUAAACAGAUUGAGGACAGUGGGAGAGGUAAUUGGACAGCUGAUCUCUCAAACGAUCUCUUCAAAUUCGCACUUGAAUCUGUUUGCCAUGUAUUAUAUGGAGAACGUCUUGGCUUACUGCAGGGUCAUCAUAACCCUGAAUCGCAAAAGUUCAUUGAUUCAGUUACAUUGAUGUUCAAAUCCACAUCACCAAUGCUUUAUAUUCCACCUGGACUGCUGAGAUCAAUCAAAUCAAAGGUCUGGCAAGAUCAUGUUGUUGCUUGGGAUACCAUUUUUGCACACGCGAAUACCUGUAUACAAAAAACAUACAGGCAGUUCCACCUCAGAUCCAAAAAUGACAAAGAAUAUUCCGGAGUUCUAACAGAUCUACUGUUGCAAGGCAUGCUACCCCUAGAUGACAUCAAAGCGAGUAUCACAGAGCUUAUGGCAGGUGGAGUUGACACAACUUCUGUGACUCUAUUAUGGACUAUGUAUGAGCUUGCCAAAAACCCCAAUGUGCAGGAGAAUUUACGCAGUGAAAUUAUAAAGGCCAAUCAAAAAACAGAGGGUGAUCCACUACAAAUGUUGAAAUCAGUGCCACUGCUCAGAGCUGCACUGAAGGAAACACUGAGGCUUCACCCAGUAGCUGUAACAUUACAGCGAUACACAAAUGAAGACACUGUGUUGCAAAAUUAUCGAAUACCUGUUGGGACUUUAGUGCAGGUGGGAUUGUAUGCAAUGGGAAGAAACUCGGAGAUAUUUUUUAAGCCAGAAAGGUACAACCCAGAAAGAUGGCUGAACCAGGAAAGUAACUACUUCAAAAAUCUUGGCUUUGGAUUUGGACCACGGCAGUGUAUUGGACGUAGGAUUGCAGAGGCAGAAAUGCUGCUCUUUCUAAUUCAUAUGGUGCAGAACUUCAAAAUUGAAACAAGUAGGCUGGUUGAAGUGAAAUCAACUUUCGACCUCAUCCUUAUCCCAGAGAACCCCAUCAUGCUAAUUCUAAAGCCCAUUGAGUGA